This is a messenger RNA of Carassius auratus (goldfish), 2795 nucleotides long. RefSeq names its product protein kinase C and casein kinase substrate in neurons protein 3-like. Gene Ontology annotation, molecular function: protein binding; phospholipid binding. Gene Ontology annotation, cellular component: plasma membrane; cytoplasm; endosome. Bases 644 to 1813 code for a protein of 389 amino acids. NCBI's taxonomy places the organism in Eukaryota, Metazoa, Chordata, Actinopteri, Cypriniformes, Cyprinidae. The transcript is spliced from 10 exons. Gene Ontology annotation, biological process: plasma membrane tubulation; cytoskeleton organization; regulation of endocytosis. The record is from RefSeq and is a predicted model, not a curated record.
CGGAGGAGACUUACCGGACCCCUCACUUGCCAAACACAUCCCCACCUCAAGGCUGUGUAUCUGCCGUGUACGGACCUGACCGAUAUCCAUCCGUCCCAAAUUCUGCAUCUGUGAAGAAGGGAAGGGAGUUUGGAAGUAUUUAAUUACCAGAGGAGACUUACCAGACUGCGGGCUUGCCGAUUGCAUUCCCACCGGUGAAAUACCUACUUGACCACCCAUCUGUCCAUCUAUUGCGGGGCCCGCACAGAGGAAGAGGGCGGGAGAGUCCCCGGUCGCUGCAUUGUUUACCUUCAAGCCCUGAGGGUAGCAAAGAAGAUUUUAGUUUAGGAUUCCCAAUUUGUUUUUACUUCAAAAUAAAACUUGUUAAAUUUAUUCUCUGUCUCCGACUCUUCCCUCUGAUACGCUCCUCGAGGGGGUCCUGGUUUAGGGGAGGGCGCAGUCCAGCUUGGCCCCCCUGACCUGUGACAUCAACAAGGAUAAAUGUAUUACACAAAUGAAAGUAUUCAAUAACAGGGGCUUACUGAGCUGAAGUGAGCAGCAUUUAACAGCUUCCACGACGAGGCAACCCGUCCUAUGUAGAAAAAACACAGUCUUCAUCUCAUGUGAAUAUAGUUGAUUUUAAACAUUGUUCAAAGACUCCAUCAUGUCAACGCUUUCGGCAGAGACAGGCCCUGAGGAUGCCAACAAUCAGAGCUUCUGGAUGCCAGGGAAUUACCACCGGACUGUGAAGAGGACCGAAGAUGCCUUCCAGGCGUGUAAUGAUAUAGUGGCAUGUUUCCAAGAGAGGGCCAGGGUCGAGAGACAGUACGCGCAGCAACUUAGUGAAUGGAGUACCAAGUGGAAACCCCUAGUGGAUGCAAGUCCUCUCUACGGCUCGCUAUUACAAGCUUGGAGGUGCUUCCUCUCUUCUGCUGACCGCUUCUCCUCCCUUCACUCCUCCAUCUGCCGUGCUUUGGUGUCAGAGGACGGAGAUUGCAUCCGGACGUGGCAGAAGGACACUUUCCAUAAGAAGAUAUUUGGAGGUUUCAAAGAGUCCCAGGACUUUGAAACUGGUUUCUCACGUGCUCAGAAGCCCUGGGCCAAGAGACUGAAGAAGCUAGAGAAGGCCAAGUCUGCAUUUCACAAAGCUUGCCGUAAGGAACACAUGGCUCGUGAGCGGGAGACCCAUGCCCAAGGCAACCCUGACAUUGCCAUUGAAAAACAGAGGAAGAUCCAGGAAGAGACCGAACUGGCUCACCAGGAGACAGAGAAGGUGCGAGCCCGCUAUGAGAAGGUUCUUGAGGAAGUGACACGUUAUGCUCCACGCUACAUGGAGGAAAUGGAGUCUAUCUUUGACCAGUCACAAGAGGAGGAGAGGAAGAGGAUAAGCUUCCUCAAACAGGCUUUCCUGUCCAUCCACAGACACUUGGAUGUCACCAACAACGAGAGUGUAAAAGCUGUGUACAAUGAGCUCCAUAAUACUCUCAUGUCCAUCAGCGAGCAGGAAGAUUUGCGCUGGUGGAAGAAUACACACGGGCCAGGAAUGCCCACUGACUGGCCUCAGUUUCAGGAGUGGACUCCAGACAAGAAGCAUAAAAAGGGAAGGAAGGAGGUGGAGCAGAAAGCAGUAGUGAUGGAGAGAAGUGUAAUGAUUGGAGGAGUGAGAGUCCGAGCUCUUUAUGACUAUGCUGGACAGGAGACAGAUGAACUGUCCUUCAAAGCAGGUGAGGAGUUUCUGAAGAUCGAGGAUGAGGAUGAUCAGGGUUGGUGCAGAGGUAUGAUGGACGGAGGGAAAGAGGGCCUUUACCCUGCUAACUACGUGGAGGUGGUGUAAAACCUCAGGACAGCAUCAAGCUCCAGCUCGGGGAUACAGAAAUGCCUACAGGCGCCCAGGUUUAAGCCUGCUUCACAGCCAUUUUUAUUGAUGAUUGCUUUGUUUUCUCUGAACAGAUGACAGAUGGUACACAGGUACGGCUUUAGAGUUGAAUUAAGCUUGGAUCAGGACGACAAAAUGCUUCUUUCACUACGAUCUUACUUGAGAACAUUGUAAUAUUCUGUUUUAUUGCGUGUCACAUUGUAGCUUUAAGUCAAAAUAUACAGAGAAUUGCAUACGUUAUAAUAUGAUAAGGUAUCAAGAUCCUCUAAUAUAUAGAGAGAAAAUGAACUGCAUUGUCUUGAUGCUUGCAUGAACCUACAAAGUAUUUUAAUGACAAUGUCUCACACCAAAGAUUAUUUCCAUUUUAUCAAUGACAUAUUUCUUCUGACAAGAAUUACGUAAUAUCUGAUGGCUGUGUAAAAGGAGCCAGAUGGUUAUGAUGUUCAUCUACAGCUGAAAAGUGUCAGUAGAUACUGUAUGAUGAUAUGCUAUAUUUCAACCGUUUUGGUCUUCUUGUUAGAUGUCACCUGUGUCACGUUAGGUAAUUUUAGAUUCACAGAGGCAGUACUAAUCAACACCACUUUAAAGUGAUAGCCAUGGGACCCAUUCGGUCUCUUCUUUUGUAUUUCUGUUGUGUUUUAAGAUGUCAGUCUAACCAAAGAAAAUGUAUGCAAAUAAGCACAAUGUUUGUGUGAGUAAAUUACAUUGGAUCAGGGCACUAUUUUAUGCACCAUCACUAAUCUAAUGCGAACGCUAGCAGUAUUAAAAGGAAAACUUAUUACUGUGAGUCUUGUUCUUAUUAAUCAUCUUGAAAAAAAAACUUUCAGUAAGCAUAUACGCACUAUUAUACAUAGAGACAUUUUAUUUUUGCUGUUCAUGUUUCACUCUGUGCAUGUCCUGAGGCCACAUGCUGGUGCAAAUAUAUGGAGCUGUAAAAAAA